Messenger RNA from Aspergillus welwitschiae, 1662 nucleotides. Its product is annotated as 5'/3'-nucleotidase SurE. NCBI's taxonomy places the organism in Eukaryota, Fungi, Ascomycota, Eurotiomycetes, Eurotiales, Aspergillaceae. The transcript has 3 exons. Bases 371 to 1345 code for a protein of 324 amino acids. The record is from RefSeq and is a predicted model, not a curated record. Gene Ontology annotation, molecular function: hydrolase activity. Gene Ontology annotation, cellular component: P-body.
GAAGGAACAGCUGCCAGAUGUUGAUCUGGAGAAGCAAUUAUCAUAUAUCACUGCAAUACAAACUGAACCCUGAACCCGAGUCCGAGCCCCAAAAUAAUCCCAGUGCGGAUCCAUCCACUUUCCAUCGGAGAAGAGCGAAAAGAGUGCAACGCGCGUGUGUGUGUGAAAGUGGGAAUCUUGAGAGAAAUCGUUGGGAAAUAAUAGGUCGCUGCUUUUGUAAAUUCCGAUUUCAAAAGUCCGAAGCAUCAAUUCAAUCAGUCCAAUCCAAUCCAAUUCAAUCCGAUUCAGAAAAGAAAGAAAAAGAAUAUACCAUUCUUCUUCCCUUAUUGCCCAAGACGAGUCCAAAACAUCUACUAGAUCUUCCUUCAUCAUGCAUAUAUUGGUGGUCAACGACGACGGUCCGCCGUCCAGACGCCUCUCCCCAUACAUCGAGCCACUAGUGACGGCUCUCGAGUCCGCCGGCCACCGCAUCUCCGUGGCCAUUCCCGCCGCCUCCCGCUCCUGGAUCGGCAAAGCCCAUCUAAUCGAAGCCUCCCUCACAGCCACCUAUGUCCCACCAGCUGCCUUCCGCGGUGAUGGCACAUGGGAUGAAUCCUUCCAACAAGAUCCUACCACUACUUCCAACAAUGACAAUGACUGGGUCAUAAUCACCAAUGGCACCCCAGCCAGCUGCGUCCAACUCGGCCUCCACAACCUCUUCCCCGACCGCGGCCCCAUCGACCUCGUCAUCUCCGGCCCCAAUCACGGCCGCAACGCCUCCACCAUCUACAACCUCUCCUCCGGCACCGUCGGCGGCGCCCUGGAAGCAGCCACAUGCGGGAAACGUGGCAUCGCCAUCUCCUUCGGCAGCAAAGAUGAACAGCCCCUAGAUAUCAUCCACGCCGCGGCUCGUCUCGCUACAAGAGUCGUCAACCAUCUCAUCCAGAACUGGGAUGACCAGGUCGAGCUGUACAAUGUGAAUGUGCCGAUGCGUCUGGAUGUCGAGUCCCGUCCUGUGCUGUGGACUCGCACGUACCCGUAUUACUGGGCUAGAGGGUACUUGUACUCUGAGGUGUCCGGGGAGAAGGCCGCGCCUGUUGGAGUCAAUGGACAUGCUAAUGGGGAGGAGCUCACUAAUGGUACCACUACUCCAUCGAAGACAGCCACACCCAAGAGUGAGACUGGUCUGAAGAAACGCAACUUUGCCUGGGCGGCGGAGUUGUCUGAUAUGAAGAAGGCGCUGCAGGAGAGUCCCGAGGGGACGGAUGCUCAUACUGUUCUGAGUGGGUGUACUAGUGUCACCGCUCUCCGCGCUAACUUCUGGCAUGUUCCUGGCCUGGAAGGGCAAUUGCUGCAUCUGGACUGAUUGAUUCAAUUCAAUUCAUGCCUGAUGCAUGCGUAUGCAACGGAAUAACGACCUUGUAGAUGAAGAUGAUGUGAUAAGGAGAUUACGUGUCUGUCUGCUUGUUACUAUCUGGUUACUACUACUACUACUUACUACCUUAGAUACCCGCAAAGGUUGUGUUUGUUACUUAUGUUCCUGAGAAUAUUGGAAUACAUUUUAUGAUCACUGUUUUGUCAUUUUAGAGUUUCAAUGUGGGCACGUAUAGUAUGUCAGGUAAAUUAGAUGCCGUAGACUGCGUUAAUUGUAUUUGUUUGUUAUCAUGGGUCAGUUGUAUGUAC